Tripterygium wilfordii is the source of this 2043-nucleotide messenger RNA. RefSeq lists its product as uncharacterized. The transcript has 3 exons. The coding region runs from base 1 to 2043 and encodes 680 amino acids. Lineage: Eukaryota; Viridiplantae; Streptophyta; Magnoliopsida; Celastrales; Celastraceae. The record is from RefSeq and is a predicted model, not a curated record.
AUGCGUAUUGCUCUUAGUGCGAAGAACAAACUUGGGUUCAUUGAUGACUCCAUCAAAACUCCUCCAAUCACUGAUGCCAAGUUCCCUAUUUGGCAGCGAUGCACUGAUAUGGUUCUCUCAUGGAUAUGGCGGUCUGUGAAGCCCACCAUUGCUUCUAGUAUACUCUAUUGCAAAACCGUAUUUACGGCCUGGAAGGAUCUGGAGGAUCGGUUCUCACAAGGAAAUAAUUUACAGAUCUAUCAAAUUCGACAGGAAAUUGUCGAACACCGACAAGGACAACUUUCUGUUUCUGAAUAUUACACCACACUCAAGGAUCUUUGGGAUGAAUUGGCUUCUUAUCAUGAGCCAAUUCAAUGUGACUGCGAGGGAUCCAAGACACUUGCAGAAAGGGUAGAAAAAGAACGGGUUAUGCAAUUCUUGAUGGGAUUAAAUGACACCUACUCCACUGUUCGAGGAUCGAUCUUGAUGAUGAACACACUCCCAGAUACACGCCGGACUCAUGGUCUAAUUCUUCAACACGAGAGGCAAAUGGAUGUGGCCAACCGCCGUGAAACUCUACCCAACACUCAUGCAAUGCUAGCAAGUCGUACUACUGCACCAAAAGGUAGCUCUAAUUCUGGAAAUUUUAAUUCUCAUAAACCGUUGAAAUGCAGCUAUUGUGAUGGAGAUGAACAUCUGGCAGAUCAUUGUUACUAUAUUCAUAGGUUUUCGGUCAGUCAGAAAUGGCAUGGCAAAAAUAUGACACCAAGAAAUAAGCGACCAGGAGCAGCAGCUCACCACACCGAAUUUAUUCAGGCGACAUCAAGCACUACUGAAGCGACCAGGCCCACCACCUCAAUUGGUCCCAUGUUCACCACUAAAGAGUAUAAUCAACUCAUUACCAAGCUCCGCAAUGGAAAUGGUAAUGGUGCACCACUUGCAAAUGCAAUAGGUAUUAUUACUCCUUAUUGUAAUAUGGUAAAAUAUGAUCCACAUUCACAACUUUAUUGGAUCAUUGAUAGCUGGGCAACAGAUCACAUAUCUCGAUUGCCACCCUCACAUAAUAUAGCUGCCACUCAACAUGAUUUUGUGGGAUUACCUAACGGGGGGAAGGUCAAAAUUAAAAGCAUUGGAUCUAUCAAAUUAUCACAUGAGGUUCCUACCCAUUCAGGAGCACGCUAUUUUCUAACCUUUGUCGAUGACUCCACCCGUUUCACAUGGGUUGUUGAACGUAAACAUCACCAUCUUAUAAAUAUUGCCUGGGCACUCCGCUUUCAAGCAAACUUACCAUUACAAUUCUGGGGGGAGAGUGUCCAAACCGCUUGCUAUCUCAUAAAUCAUAUUCCCACACCUCUACCAUCUCACAAAUCUCCCUAUGAACUCUUACAUGGUCAUAUGCCUAAUUAUUCUCACCUUCGGGUACUUGGUUGCCUUUGUUAUGUCACACAUCUUCUUCCUUCUUCCAAAUUUGAUGCUCGUGCUCGUCUAUGUAUUUUUCUCGGGUACCCCAUUGGUCAAAAAGGUUACCGUGUAUAUGAUCUUCCAACCCAUAAAUUUUUCACAUCUCGUGAUGUCUAUUUUCAUGAGAGCACAUUUCCUUUUCACACAACAACUCCAGUAGAUAUCCCUAUUGUUUUACCAAUCUUACCACAUGAUACAUCACCUCUUCCCUCACAUGGCCCAAUAGAAAAUGACCCAUCAUACCAUAAUGAACCUGCACCUUUCACUCUCCAUGUUCCACCUAUUACUCCACUUCUAGAUACCACCAACUCCACUCCACCAAACCCCAGCCCGAUAAUCUCCACCAUACCACUUGAACAACAUGCCACGACCAACCUUCCCUCUUCUCCUCGCAAAUCAAGUCGCAUCACACGACCACUGGCCCACUUCAAGGAUUACACGGCUCAUCAUGCUGCCUUGCUUGGGCCAAUCGUUGUAUCUUCCUCCACGUCUAGCACACGAUAUCCUCUUCAUCGAUAUGUUUCUUAUGCUCACUUAUCUCCUGCCCAUCGAGCUUUUGUAUAUCACAUAUCACAGAUAGUGGAACCAUCUACAUAUGAAUAG